Messenger RNA from Hyaena hyaena (striped hyena), 2443 nucleotides. Its product is annotated as doublecortin domain-containing protein 1-like. Gene Ontology annotation, molecular function: microtubule binding. Lineage: Eukaryota; Metazoa; Chordata; Mammalia; Carnivora; Hyaenidae. The transcript is spliced from 15 exons. The record is from RefSeq and is a predicted model, not a curated record. Gene Ontology annotation, biological process: intracellular signal transduction; regulation of mitotic cytokinesis. The coding region runs from base 35 to 2143 and encodes 702 amino acids.
AGAGAAACAAAUUAUAAGACCAAAGGAAAAGCAAAUGGAAAAAAAUGCUUUAACAAUGGAAAAUGCUUCAAGUAAAAUUCUAGAUUCACAUGCAAGAGCCCAUCUUCGAAUGAAAGCUUGUCACACUCUUCCCAGAUAUGCCUGGCAGGAAACUCCUCAUGACUUUGAUGAGGAUGGCAGUCUUCCAAAGAAAAUGGAAGAACUCUUUGAAAAUGUGGAACCACAGAAGAAAUACAGCCAUUCUCCAAAGCAGAAUAAAUUGCAGAAGCUUUGCCAUCAGCAGUUUGAAUACAGAGAUGGGCAAAUUAUAUGCCAUGCUGCUCCUCAGCUGGUUUUGGGAGUGCGAGGUCCUGACCUGCGUUCAGGCAUGGAGGUAGUUUUGGUGGAGAAAAAAAUGGAUGAUAGUCAUCAACGAUGGAUGCACAAGGAAGACAGCAGGACCUUUCACCUAGUGAGUAACCUAGACCUUGUGCUGGCAGUGUCUAUGACCAAAGCAAGAAAUGAAGUCUGUGGCUAUCCAGUUAUUGUUCAGAAAUAUAAACCAUAUAAUAAUGGGACUUCCAAUCAAAAGUGGAAUUACAUCGAAACUAUCAAAGCUUUUAUGGCCUUUCAUAGCACUUCACUAGAUAAGGAAGUCACAGCAGCAAAUUAUGCUGGUAUUUGUACAUCCUCCGUGAUUAAAGAGGAAAACAUUGAUCAACCAGGAUACUAUUAUCUCUCACCCACUGGUAAGAAGAAAAUUGUGCUCUGCUUAGCAUGUGGACAAUCCAUGAGAGGAGAGAAGAAACUGAAACAGUCACUUCCAGGGAUGCCAUUCCUCUGUGCCUCUGGCUCCAAGACCCAGAAGCCCUUCUCACGAGGGCCCUUCAAGGUCAUCAGUUUGGCAAAGGCUGAUUUAUCUUCUUAUGAGGCUGAGAAAACGCUAAGUUAUUAUGAAGAACGUCUGUUAUCUUUACGGAUGAGGACUUGCACGCGUGUUAUAUCUCAUAUUGGUGUAGCAGCUAUGCACCAGAAGGCAGUGAAAAUAAUUGCAUACAAAAAUGGAGAUGGAUAUCGAAAUGGGAAGUUAAUUGUGGCUGGAACAUUCCCCACACUUCUUACAGAAUGCACGGAGCAGCUGGGUCUUGCCAGAGCAGCCUCCAAAGUAUAUACCAAAGAUGGGACCACAAUCCUUUCCUUACGUGAUUUGGUUUUAUGGGCUCUGGAUGAAUCUUUUAUCCAGAGAAACACUGAGGAGCAAAAGGAGCAAAAGGCAGCCGCUAUGGGAACAAAAGAAACAACUAUUAAAAAAAACCCAAGAAUGAAAGAGAAAACCAAAUUAUUUCCAAAGUCUGUGACAUCUGAUACUUUGGAUGGUGUAGAUGAAUCUUUGCUCACUCUCAUCCUCAGAAAUCCCAUUGCCAUUUGGGUAUCAUGUGGUGAACCAUUUCUAUCCCCAAGUGCUUUGCAGAAAGCAGAAAAAUUAGAAAAACAGAACUGGCUAAAAAGGGACAAAAUUUUGGCUGAUCUAGACACCAUGAAACACAAAAUGAGACAGUUAAAAGGGCGGCGAGUAGCAGCAUGUCAGCCGGCCUCCAUGGUUCCCAACAAAAAUCCUGCGCAGCCGGUGGUGGUGGAAGGAGGCUGGACUGAUCAGACUCAAGAGGAAAUUAAACUCAUGGAACUCAUAAGACAUACAGAGGCACACCUUUCUGCAGUUCAGGAACUGCAAUCCAAAAGAAAUUCUACAGUUGAAACUAAACGUGUGGCACUGGGGCAGAGCAGCCUGUAUAAGCAGCCCAAUACAAAACGAGUCUGGAUUUAUCCAAAUGGAGGCAGACCUGAAGAUGGUACUUAUGCCUGGGGCAAAACUAUUUCAGAGCUGCUGGAUGACUGUUCCUCUCGUCUCAAAAUGGUCCGCCCAGCCAGAACCCUGUACACCCCAGAUGGAGAACCAAUUUACUCGUGGGAUGACAUAGAGCGAGACAUGGUCAUCUGUGUAUCCACAGGACAUGGCUUUAUAACCCAAAAGGAGUUAAAGCAACUGAUGGAGAUCAGAGCAAAUUAUGCCAGAAUCCGAAGGCAGGAGGGCCCUCAAGCCACAAACGUUGUGGUGUCACGGUCUGAAAAGCUGCAAUUUCUGGAGAAUAAUAGGGAACGCUGAGAGGCCCAGCUGUGGCAGCCCCUGAGAGCGGAGACUCCGCAGAGGAGUGGCCUCGAAUGUCCGGAGCCUGCCUGGAAAUCACUGCUUCCUGGCUGCAGAGAAACAGAGCAACUUGGAUUGGAACUUCCAGCUGUCUGUCCUUUUAAUGCACUUGUAUAUAAGAGAAUGACAUUUCCAAACAUACAGAUAACUUUCCGAUCAUUUUAUUACAAGUCAUGUCACAACUAUACUUCAGUUGACCCAGUCAAAACUAACUGUGCUCUGUCAGAAAUGAUGUUAAAAUGCUUUUUUAAAAUUCUC